AUGGGCAACGAGGCGAGCUUGGAAGGGGAAGGGCUCCCCGAAGGGCUGGCGGCGGCGGCGGCGGCGGCGGCGGCCGGAGGAGGGGCUGGCGGGGCGGGGAGCCCCUUGCACACCGUGAUCCCGGCCGGCAUGGAGGCGGAUCUGAGCCAGCUGAGCGAAGAGGAGAGGAGACAGAUCGCCGCUGUCAUGUCAAGGGCGCAGGGGCUGCCCAAGGGAAGCGUUCCUCCGACUGCUGCGGAGUCGCCUUCCAUGCACAGAAAACAAGAAUUGGAUAGUAGUCACCCUCCAGAGCAACCAGGAAAACCACCGGACCCUGGGCGUCCAGCUCAACCUGGUCUCAGUAAAAGUAGAACUACAGACACUUUUAGGUCAGAGCAGAAAUUGCCUGGAAGGAGUCCUUCCACUAUUAGCUUAAAGGAAUCAAAGUCCAGAACUGAUUUCAAGGAAGAGCACAAGUCAAGUAUGAUGCCUGGUUUCCUCUCAGAGGUUAGCCCUUUAAGUGCUGUCUCCUCUGUUGUAAAUAAAUUCAACCCGUUUGAUUUGAUAUCAGACUCUGAUGCAUCACAGGAAGAAACUGCCAAGAAACAAAAAGUAGCUCAGAAAGAACAAGGGAAACCUGAAGGAAUCUCAAAGACUCCGUCACAGCAACAGUUACCCAAGCCAGUUCCUAAGCAGCAAGGGCCUCUUAAGGUCCCACUUCAGCAGGAAGGCUCUCCCAAAUCAGUAUCUUCUCAGCAACCAGAAAAAACUAAAUCACAACCUCCAGGGGCAGGAAAACCAAGUCAGGAACCUACACACGCUCCUCAGACAGACCAGGCAAAAUUGCCACUUCAACGAGACCCAACCAAGCCUCAGACUAAACAGCCAGGCACAGUAAAGGGAGAAUCAGCUAAACCCUCACUGCAAACCCCAUCCAAACCUCCUGUUCAGCAAACAACUCCUGGAAAACCUCCAGACCAGCAGCCUGGACCCGAAAAACUUUCUACACAACAGCCUGGGCUGGCAUCAGGGUCAGUGAAGCCCCUACCUCAGCCACUGACAGCAAAGCCCCCAGCUCUGCCACCAACAACAGCAAAGGUUUCUUCUCAAAAGGCUGGGUUAGAGAAACCUCCAUCUCAGCAGCCUGGGCCAAAGUCUCCAGCUCAGCCUUCUGGAAGUGCAAAGACUCCAGCACAGCAGCCAGGGCCAGCAAAGCCCUCAGCUCAGCAGCUGGGGUCACCAAAACCCCCAGCUCAACAACCUGGGCCACAGUCUUCAGCUCUGCAGCCUGGGCCUGCAAAGACUGGAGCUCAGCAGGCUGGGCCUUCAAAGUCUCCAGCUCAGCACUCUGGGCCAGGAAAGACUCCAGCUCAACACCAGGGUUCUGCAAAGCUCCCCGCUCAACAACCAGGCCCUACAAAAGCCCCUGCUCAGCAGCCAGGCCCUGGAAAGCCUCCUGCUCUACAGCCGGGCACAGCAAAGCCUCCCACUCAACAGCCGGGCCCAGCAAAGCCCUCAGCUCAGCAAUCUACAAAACCAGUAAGCCAAACAGGAGCUGGGAAACCUCUACAGCCACCAACAACUUCUCCGUCUGCAGCACAGACUACAGUACAAGGCCUCCCUAAAACCAUCUGUCCCCUUUGCAAUACCACUGAACUUCUGUUGCAUGUUCCAGAAAAGGCCAAUUUUAACACGUGCACUGAGUGUCAAGCCACUGUCUGUAGCCUCUGUGGCUUUAAUCCCAAUCCUCAUUUAACCGAGAUAAAAGAAUGGCUCUGUUUAAACUGUCAGAUGCAGAGAGCUCUUGGAGGUGAUCUGGCUCCAAUUCCUCCAUCACCGCAACCCAAACCGAAGACUGCCCAUGUUGUUCCUACACCGGCAGGAAGCAAAUCGGCCCCACAAUCACAGCAGUCUUCCCCAAAGAAGGAUGCUGCCCCCAAACAGGAUAUCUCAAAGCCACCUGAGUCGAAAAAGCCUCCACCUCUAGUGAAACAACCAACCCUUCACGGUUCUCCCCCAGCCAUGGCCAAGCAGCCUUCUGUAACAGAGCCCUUGCCCCAGCCAGCCCUUCCCAAAGAACCUUCUGUCCCACCUGAGCAGGCCAAGGCCCUCGUGGCUGUUGCUAAACCAAAGCAGCCCAAGACAGUAAAGCCGGCCACAGACAUUGUAUCUUCAUCAUUAGCAGCAACAAAACCUGAAGUUCCAAGCGCCAAAGUACAGGCACAGGCUCCAGAGAAAACAACCCCUCCUCUAAAAACAGACUCUGCCAAACCCUCACAAAGUUUUCCACCAACAGGAGAAAAAGUCACCCCAUUUGAUUCUAAAGCCAUACCUCGGCCUGCAUCAGACUCGAAAAUUAUUUCACAUCCUGGGCCUAGUUCAGAGAUCAAAGGUAAAAAACAAGUUGAUCCAGCUCCAAAGAAGGAAGAUCCCAAGAAAGCACAAACCAAAAUGAGUCCAAAGCCAGAUGCCAAACCCUCGCCAAAAGCAUCACCAACUCCCCCUGGUUCACGACCUACCACUGGCCAAACUCUCCCUGCAUCACAGCAGCCGCCAAAGCCUCAGGAGCAGUCAAGACGUUUUAGUCUGAAUCUGGGAAGUAUCACUGAUUCCCCUAAAUCACAGCCCACAACUCCUCAAGAAACUGUGACUGGUAAACUCUUUGGGUUUGGAGCAUCCAUCUUUAGCCAGGCAUCAAAUUUGAUUUCCACAGCAGGCCAGCCUGGACCUCAUUCACAAAGUGGGCCCGGGGCCCCGACAAAGCAAGCCCCUCCUCUUUCACAGCCACCUACUUCUCAGGGGCCACCCAAAUCUACAGGUCAGAUACCACCAGCACCUGCAAAGGUCAUACCUGUGAAAAAAGAAACAAAAGCUCCAGUAGCUGAAAAACUAGAGCGCAAAGUUGAACAAGUUCCAACAGUAAAAAGAACAGAAACAGAAAAGAAGCCUCCACCUACUAAGGAUAGCAAACCUUCAACAACUGAGCCUCAAAAGGCUGUCCUUCCCCCUAAACUGGAGAAAACCCCCGAAGCAGAAUCCAUUUGUCCUCUCUGCAAAACUGAACUCAACAUAGGUUCUAAGGAUCCUCCUAACUUCAGUACUUGCACUGAAUGCAAGAAUAUAGUGUGUAAUCUCUGUGGAUUUAACCCUACACCACACUUGACUGAGUAUAUAAAAAUGAGAAGCUGUCUGCAGUGCGCGUUGGAGAAUUACCAGCUAGAAUGCAAACAGAAUAAUGUUAACAUCAGAGGAGUAGCGUAUGUGUGGGUGGCUGAAAUAUCAUUGAAAUAA
Molecule: messenger RNA, 3270 nt
Organism: Loxodonta africana (African savanna elephant)
Lineage: Eukaryota; Metazoa; Chordata; Mammalia; Proboscidea; Elephantidae
Product: protein piccolo-like
Exons: 4
Coding region: 1-3270 (1089 amino acids)
Biological process (GO): presynaptic active zone assembly; protein localization to synapse
Cellular component (GO): glutamatergic synapse; axon; cytoskeleton of presynaptic active zone
Molecular function (GO): metal ion binding; structural constituent of presynaptic active zone
Source: RefSeq, a predicted model, not a curated record